AUGAUCUGCGGGAAGAUGCAAGAGUGCUUGGAAGGCGUUGCGACAAUAGAAGAUGUGGAUGCGGAAACCUUCACACGGGUUUGCGAGUACAUGUAUACCGGCGACUACAAUGCUGCCGAGCAUGCUGUUUUCCUCAAUCGUGAUGCCGAAAAAGAAGAUCUCGGAGAUAAGAUGUUCCACAAGGCUAAACACAUGGCUUACACGGCCAACUUCACUUCCCCUCGUGGGCCAUCUGCGUAUGCGAGAAAAGCAUUCGAAAAUCGUGUCUGGGCAAGGGAGUCCAUGAAAAGCAAUUCAAUAUACCGACGCAACGCUGGACCAUCCGAAGACUACAGCGAAGUCUUCCUCUCGCACGCUCAAGUCUACGUCUUUGCCGACAAGUACGACAUUUCAGCUCUACGAUCCCUCGCCCUGCACCACCUGCACAAGACCUUGGUCUCGUUCACACUUUACCCUGAGGGUGUGUGCAACGUUGCAAAGCUAUUCCGAUACGUCUACCAUCAUACUGCGGAACGCGAUGGUAAGAUGGAUGAGCUCCGAGCGUUAGUCAUUGAGUAUGCGGCAUGUUAUAUCGAGGACAUGGUGGCCAAUGAAGUGUUCCAGGAAGUAUUGCGGGCGGAAAAUAGCGCUUCGGUUGAUCUGAUUGUGAUGUUGCUUGGGAGACUCAAAUAG
Molecule: messenger RNA, 672 nt
Organism: Ramularia collo-cygni
Lineage: Eukaryota; Fungi; Ascomycota; Dothideomycetes; Mycosphaerellales; Mycosphaerellaceae
Exons: 1
Coding region: 1-672 (223 amino acids)
Source: RefSeq, a predicted model, not a curated record